CACAAAAAAAAACGUCGUGAUUACAAAUGAUUCAAAAGUUACUCAACAAUAAUAAAAUAUUUGUGUAUUUUUGGCAAAAAAAUUCGCUGUGAGACUGUUGUUCAAAGAAAACAUCAAAAAAUACGAAGAUAAGAAGCUUUUUAAUGAGCUCCCAAAAUUUUAAUAAAAAUUACGAUUGUGAUAUUUCAAAGAAAGUACAAAAUUCGAAAAAAACGCAACAAACAAAUGGAAAUGCAGACCAAUGAAAACGACAAAAUGGUUCAGCUGAAAAACACCAAAAACGAGGGAGACAUCAAAAAACUCGCCGCAAAUUUUUUGUUCAUCGACGAGGAUGAAACUGGAAACACGGAAAUAAUUUCCGAUGAUUUCGAUCAGGAAAUUGAUAAAUCCAUUCAGGCGCUUGACGAUUACGGGCACUUGUCGGAAGAGGAGCCCUACGUUGAGUUAGAUGUCAAUCCGUUGCCCGACACUUUAAAGGCAAACACGGAAGAGGGCGCUGCUCGUUCACGAACUGUUUCGGGCGAAAGUAGUGGCAGUAGCGACGCUGAUGAAAAUCUCGCUGACACGAUAAAGAAAGCGCCUUUAGUCAUAACAGAAGUUGUGCCGUACCAACCGCCUCCAUUUGCUUUAGCUUUCAAUAAUCGACGACGCCUUUCCGAGUGUCGCGAAGAAGAAGAAAUAGAAUACGAAAAUUCCGAAGAAAAAAAAGAAGAUGAAGUUAAACAAAAAGAGGAAGAAAUUCCCGUGGCAGAGCCACAAACAAAAUUCAAAGUAUCCAAAACAGAAACCCCCGUCGAGCAUAAAAAAUCCACGGAAAUCAACACGGGCACACGUAAAUUUAUCAUUACAAAAGCCGAUAAAAGUCCCAUCGCGGCACGACAUGAAAUCAAGUUGCUCAAAGAUCGUACCGUGCAACAUAAUUCGCAAACGAUACAUUUUCCCUGCAGCCAACCGAACCGCACAUCUAUCCAAAAUUGGUUUUCGCCAACACGCAAAAUGGAGCCGCAUGUCGACAGUCGGUACUUUGAUACGUCGCUCGUGGAAAUUCGAUCGCCCACGAAUGAAGAAGCCAACGGAAAGUCCGCAGAAAAUGUUGGCAGCGACGUGAAGAGUGAGACGCUCGACGAUAUUUGGGUUAAACGUGAAGCAAAGUCACCUGUUAGCAAUAAAGUCGCAUCGAAACACGUUCACAUUGAUUUUUCCGAACCUGAUACGGGGAAAGAACGCCCAGCAAGUGCUCCCGUCGGAGAAUUACAAAAAAGCUUUAAACGAUCGAAGAAGGAAAAGGAAGAAGCGCGUCGUCUGGAGAAGGAAAACCGAAAAACGGAAAAAGAAGCGAGACGACGCAAAGAAGAGGCACAGCGACAACUCGAAAGACUGGAAAAGGAAGCAGCAAAGUUAGAAAAGCUCAAUAGAAGUAACGAGAAAAUUUAUACACGAAGUGUCGAGCGGGUCAGUGGGCGUUCAGGAUCGCUUGAGAGACGACGAAGCGGCGAUGGACCUGUUGUACUUAAUCAAAGCACAGUUCACGGAACUGCAAGCCCAAGUAGGCGCCCCACAAUUUUCGACGUUUUUCGUCCGCGUCGCGGCUCAGAUCCAAAGAAAAAGGACAAAGAUCCCUCAAAAUCGUCUGGCAGUGAUAAAGAUAGCACGGGAAGCGGCGGCAGUUCGAGCGGCAUCAUGCACAGCAUGAAAGUAGCGAUGCAACAUACCGGCUUAAUAGGGCACAGCGGCAAAAGUGGCGGCGGAACAGGCACAUCAGACACGCAAAAAGCCAAAGUUAAAGAUGGAUCGGCACAUCCUCAUGCCGGUAGUCAUGCUCAAUACUACCAUACAGUUACCGCUGUUCGAAGAGCAGAUGUUUCCAAAUCACCAAUGACCAAAGUAAUGGAUUUGUUUAGGCAUCGUUCCAACUCGGCAAUGUCUGAUGCUGACAAACGAAAAGCGAGAGCAACUGCACAGCAACAACUUAUCGCGGCACAAACUGCUCACAUGAGAAGAGCUUCUGCUGAAUUAGCGGAAAGGAGAAGGGCAUCCUUGGGAGCUGCAAGUAAAGUAUUUAGACCGGAUGGAACGUUAGAUCCGCAUCAUGCAGCCAUUUUGUUCAGAGACUCGCGAGGGCUACCUGUGGCUGAUCCGUUUUUGGAGAAAGUGAGCCUAUCAGAUUUAGAAGAAGAUGAAUCCCAAAUAUUUGUCAAGUUCUUCCGUUUUCACAAGUGCUAUGAUUUGGUGCCGACUUCGGCUAAGCUAGUUGUAUUUGAUACUCAAUUAUUAGUAAAGAAGGCCUUUUAUGCAUUAGUCUACAACGGAGUUCGGGCAGCGCCAUUGUGGGAUAGUGAGCGACAGGAAUUUGUCGGCAUGCUAACUAUUACAGAUUUCAUCAAAAUUCUCCGAAUGUAUUACACAUCACCGAAUUCAUCCAUGGAACAACUCGAGGAACACAAGUUGGAUACGUGGCGAAGUGCACUUUCGUCACAAGUCAAAAAGUUAGUUAGUAUUUCGCCAGAUGCGUCGCUGUAUGACGCCAUUAAAACACUAAUACACAAUAGGAUUCAUCGAUUGCCAGUCAUUGAUCCGCUAACGGGCAACGUGCUGUAUAUAUUGACACACAAAAGAAUACUUAGGUUCCUGUUUUUAUAUAUAAAUGAAUUACCAAAACCAUCGUAUAUGCAAAAUACAUUGCGAGAACUCAAAAUUGGCACAUACGAUACCAUCGAAACCGCGAGCGAGGACACAAGUAUCAUCGAUGCCUUGGAAAAGUUUGUAGAACGUCGUGUCUCUGCCCUGCCAAUUGUCGACGCCGAAGGACGUCUUCUGGAUAUUUACGCGAAAUUUGAUGUGAUUAAUUUAGCUGCUGAGAAAACCUACAAUGACUUGAACGUGUCACUGAAGAAGGCAAACGAGCACCGCAACGCAUGGUUCGAGGGCGUGCAACGUUGUUCGCUCGACGAAACCCUGUACACCGUCAUGGAGCGCAUUGUGCGCGCCGAAGUGCAUCGUCUAGUCGUCGUCGAUGAAAACGAAAAAGUCAUCGGCAUCAUUUCCCUCUCCGAUUUACUGCUGUAUUUAGUGUUGCGCCCCAGCGGCGAUGGCAUUGGCGACUCAGAGUCGUUGCGUGCCUCGGAUCCGGCGCUUGCCGCGAAGAAAAUUGCCGUUGCCGACUGCAAAAUGCAACACAAUUCGAGUAACGAGAGUAUUAAGGAGGAAACGGAACGCGAAUUGGCAACGGAAGAGGCAACCGAUUGUAUUAGUGAUAAGCAAAAUGUGAGCAGUAGCAAUGCUGACGACAAAAAGACUGAGGAGGGAACGGAAGUUGCGACAGAAAAUGGAUGCACGACGAUGGAUGAGGUCGCUGUCGAAGCCACAGAAGCGAAUGUUUCGCCGGAACACGAGUCCUCCGUAUGCCAUUCGGCACGCAGCGAUACGCCCGAGUGCGAGGAAGCGCCGCAACAACCGACAAUGAAUGAAAACUCGUUCCAGAAUGUCGCCCGCGAAGUGGCAUUGGUGAGCGAGUAAGCAACAAAUAUUGCGAUAUGUUACAAAAAUGUGUGUUAAAGAGCCUAGUUUUACCUUAAUUGAUCAUUAUCUUAUUAUUUAACUAAGAAAAUUUAAAAAAAUAAUUCAAAACGCGAAAAAUGAAUUAAUCCCAAGUUUAAAAAAAAAUAAUUACAGAAAAUAAAACAUUUAAAAAAAAUAAUUUGUAAAUAUUCCUCAUUUUCCCAUAAUUUCCUUCAAUUUUGGACCACUUUUUGGAAAAUCCAUCGGAAAAUCGUGUGCUAUAAAUAAAUAAAUAUUUAUCAACUUGCCUUCAGUUUGAAACUCUAAACAAAGAAUUUAUCAAAGGGACUCUUUUUUCUACAAAAAAAAAAACUUUUCUAUGCUCUUUUUGUCUCCAGUAGGACGUAAAUUGUGAUAAUUCUCCGAAAUUUUCCUGAAAGUCGCCCAAAUUUGAAUUCCUUUUAAAAAUCCAGUGAAAUUUCCAACAACAACAACAUAUCUCAGUUUUUACUUCGAGAGAAAAUUUAAAUUAAAAAAUAGAAAAAUUG
Molecule: messenger RNA, 4046 nt
Organism: Culicoides brevitarsis
Lineage: Eukaryota; Metazoa; Arthropoda; Insecta; Diptera; Ceratopogonidae
Gene: SNF4Agamma
Exons: 11
Coding region: 226-3516 (1096 amino acids)
Biological process (GO): protein phosphorylation; regulation of catalytic activity
Cellular component (GO): nucleus; nucleotide-activated protein kinase complex; cytoplasm
Molecular function (GO): protein kinase regulator activity; AMP binding; protein kinase binding
Source: RefSeq, a predicted model, not a curated record